AUGAAUCAGAACACCACGUCCUACUUAAAUGUGAACAAGUGCUCACAGGAUGACAGUCUCAAAAUGAUCCUGUUGUUGGUUUUGCUUUUUCUCCUUCAUCAAGGAUAUGCUUUGGUGCCAGUGAUCACAGUUCACGUUGGUGAAGCAACAACAGUUACAUGUGAUUUGCCCAGUGAUGAAUAUAGAGGUGGUAAACUUUUAUGGUACAGGCAAACCGUGGGACAUACUCUGGAACUAAUUGGAACAUUUUGGAAGUAUGCAAACCUCAAUUACGGACCAAGUUAUUCUGACUCAAGAAUGACAAUUGUAGUUACUGACAAAAUGAGCAACCUGACCAUUUUAAAAACAGUUCAAGAAGAUGAAGGAAUGUAUCACUGUGCUUUUCCCGACUGGAGCCAAACUGUUUGGCGUGGCACCUACUUGUUAAUAAAAGGAAACACUGUGGGAACAUUAAACUACAGAGUCGUUCAGAGCUUGACGGCUUCAGAUUCCGUACGUGCAGAGGAAUAUGUGACUCUACAGUGUUCUGUCCUCUCGGACUUUGACAGGACAACGUGUUCAGAAGAUCUCAGUGUCUUCUGGUUCAGAUCAAAUACACCUGACCCACAUAUAAUGUUCAUUGAUGGGAACAAGACAGACAGAUGUCAGAAGAAAACAGACUAUCAGACUAGAUGUGUAUAUAACUUCUCAAAGGACAUCAGCUCCUCUGAUGCUGGGACUUACUACUGUGCCGUGGCCACAUGUGGAGAGAUUUUAUUUGGAAAUGCAACCAAGCUAGAAGCUGAGUCAACAGCAGAUGGUGAAAUUCCUGUACAAGUGAUAACUAUAUCUUGUUUGAUUAUAUCACUGAUCAUAAAUAUUGUUUUCAUCUGUUUCAAAACUCCAAGAGCAGCAUGCAAACAAUCUGAAGCAAUAGAAGGCACCUCUUCACAAGAAAUAAGUAUGAACUUGAGUCAGCAAGAUGAUCAUACUAAUGAAAACGGGAAGGAUCUGAACUAUGCAGCAUUACACUUCUCAGCUGGUAAAGCUAGAAGAGGGAAAAAAAUUAACGUGAAGGAGGACAGUGUGUAUUCCUAUAUUAAACCUUGAAA
Fundulus heteroclitus (mummichog) is the source of this 1091-nucleotide messenger RNA. RefSeq lists its product as uncharacterized. The record is from RefSeq and is a predicted model, not a curated record. Bases 1 to 1089 code for a protein of 362 amino acids. Gene Ontology annotation, biological process: response to bacterium. The transcript is spliced from 6 exons. Lineage: Eukaryota; Metazoa; Chordata; Actinopteri; Cyprinodontiformes; Fundulidae.